AUGGGUCAAGCUAUUGUGAACAAGGUUAGGGACAAUCCUAAAUGCACCCCUAAGACUAUUUCCACAGACAUAAACGGUGAAUUUUCUGCUAAAAUGACUUACAUGCAAUCGUGGAGAGCUAAGGAGUGUGCACGUCAUAUCAUUGAGGGAAAUCCCAAGGAUAGCUAUAUUUUAGUCCCAUGGUUGUAUGAACGAAUAGCAGAAUAUAUUCCAGGGAUAAUUACAUCUUGGGAGUGCACGGAUGAUAGGAGAUUUAAGCGAGUGUUUGUAGCUUGUGGGUGCUCCAUACGAGGUUUCAUCAACUAUUGCAGGCCCAUGUUAGCAAUCGAUACUUGCCACUUGAGUGGCAAUUAUAAAGGAAUAAUGCUUGGUGCAAGGGGGUUCGAUGCGAAUGAUGGCUUAUGGCCUUUGGCGUAUGCUGUUGUUUCUUGUGAGAAUGAUGAUGAUUGGUAUUGGUUCUUGAGCAAGGUGAAAGAGAUUCUAGAUGGUCGCAUUGUGACAAUCUUAACUGACAGGCAUCCGAGCCUAAUAAGCUGUAUUAGAGAUAUUUUUGGCUCCCAGUACCACUCAUGGUGUCUUCAUCACCUAACGGCGAAUUGUUCUACAUCCAUUCUUGGGAGACAAAGUUUAGGAUUGAGGGCUUUGGGCAAAGAGCAAGCAAAAAAAUUACUCGAUAAAAUUGCAUAUGCUCGAACUGUAGAUGAGUAUGAGAAUGCAUUGGCUGCCAUGCGGGUAUUUCGAGGGGAGUUGUGCGAUUGGGUUUUGGCGAAUUCACCUGAACAUUGGUCAAAUGCUAUGUCUACUUCCAAGCGUUGGGAUAAAUUAUACACCAAUCAAGUAGAGUCCUUCAAUGCAUGGGUGAAAGAAGAAAGGAAGUGGACUAUCCUGGUUGGGGAUCGUAUUAAGGAGAAAAUCCAAAAAGAGCAAGAGUUAGCACUUGGUUUUCAGUCGAUGCGUGUUUCGCCUACUGAGUGUACAGUAUAUGAUCAAGACAGAAAACCAUUCAGGGUGGUAUUUGGCAGUGAAAAUUCUUGUAGUUGUUUGAAGUGGACCAUGAGUGGGAUUCCUUGUUCGCAUGCAUGCUAUGCCAUCCAUGAAUUAUCUUUAAAUAUUUAUGAGAUGCUUGAUCCAUGGUUUAGGGUUGAAACACAACAAAAACUAUGCGAACAUCUCAUAUCUUCUAUCCCCAUGCAUGAUAUGCCGAAUCUAGCUGUUGUUGUUGCUGUUGCUGCUGCUGACGGUGAAAGUGCUUCCCAUCUUAGGCCUCCUACAGUAACACGUCCCCCUGGAUGA
Cornus florida is the source of this 1293-nucleotide messenger RNA. RefSeq lists its product as uncharacterized. Lineage: Eukaryota; Viridiplantae; Streptophyta; Magnoliopsida; Cornales; Cornaceae. The record is from RefSeq and is a predicted model, not a curated record. The coding region runs from base 1 to 1293 and encodes 430 amino acids. Gene Ontology annotation, molecular function: zinc ion binding. The transcript has 2 exons.